This is a messenger RNA of Salarias fasciatus (jewelled blenny), 2391 nucleotides long. Its product is annotated as phosphoribosyl pyrophosphate synthase-associated protein 2. The record is from RefSeq and is a predicted model, not a curated record. NCBI's taxonomy places the organism in Eukaryota, Metazoa, Chordata, Actinopteri, Blenniiformes, Blenniidae. Gene Ontology annotation, biological process: purine nucleotide biosynthetic process; 5-phosphoribose 1-diphosphate biosynthetic process. Bases 179 to 1252 code for a protein of 357 amino acids. The transcript has 11 exons. Gene Ontology annotation, cellular component: ribose phosphate diphosphokinase complex; cytoplasm. Gene Ontology annotation, molecular function: ATP binding; ribose phosphate diphosphokinase activity; magnesium ion binding.
GAGACAGUCGGAGUGAGGGGAACAGGUUGAAAAGAGCCCAGAGCUCCUUUUAUCAAAUACUCUCGGUUGCAGCUUGUAACCGGACCUAACCCGCAAGCUGGAAGGGCUCAGUGCAGCGUGGGUGCCCAGGGAUCCACUGCCUGAGUGUGGGGAGAACAGCGGCCGAGACCCCGAAGAGAUGAACCACACCAAGGGCGGCCUGGUCAUCUUCACAGCCAACUCCCACCCCUCGAGCCGCGAGCUGGGCAAGCGGAUCGCAGAGCGGCUAGGGGUGGAGCUUGGCAAGGUGCAGGUGUACCAAGAAGCUAACAGAGAAACGCGUGUGCAGAUUCAAGAGUCGGUGCGGGGCAAAGAUGUCUUUGUUAUCCAGACAGUAUCCAAGGAUGUGAACACCACCAUCAUGGAGAUGCUGAUCAUGGUGUACGCCUGCAGGACUUCCUGUGCUCGAAGCAUCACGGGUGUGCUGCCUUACUUCCCCUACAGCAAACAGUGUAAGAUGAGGAAAAGGGGCUCCAUCGUCUCCAAGCUCAUUGCCUCCAUGAUGUGCAAGGCCGGCCUCACCCACCUGAUCACCAUGGACCUCCAUCAGAAAGAGAUUCAGGGCUUCUUCAACAUCCCAGUGGACAAUCUGAGAGCUUCACCAUUCCUGCUGCAAUACAUACAAGAAGAGAUCCCAGACUACAGAAAUGCUGUUAUUGUUGCCAAAUCUCCAGCGUCUGCUAAAAGGGCUCAAUCCUUUGCCGAGCGGCUGCGUCUGGGCAUCGCGGUGAUCCACGGCGAAGCUCAGGACGCAGAGUCAGACCAGGUAGACGGGAGGCAUUCGCCACCUACUGUCAAGACCACUGGAGCCAUUCAUCCUAGCAUGGAGAUACCGCUGCUGAUCCCUAAAGAGAAGCCUCCCAUCACCGUGGUAGGAGACGUGGGGGGACGCAUCGCCAUCAUAGUGGAUGAUAUCAUUGAUGACGUGGACAGUUUUGUGGCGGCGGCAGAGACGCUGAAGGAGAGAGGGGCCUACAAGAUCUUCGUCAUGGCAACUCAUGGCCUCCUCUCCUCCGAGGCCCCCCGGUUCAUUGAGGAGUCGGCGAUUGACGAGGUGGUGGUGACCAACACGAUUCCGCACGAGCUCCAGAAGCUCCAGUGUCCAAAGAUCAAGACGGUCGACAUCAGCAUGAUCCUGUCGGAGGCCAUCCGCCGCAUCCACAACGGAGAGUCCAUGUCCUAUCUGUUCCGCAACAUAGGAGUGGACGACUGAAUGCCCACACACACACACACACACACACACACACACACACACACACACACACACACACACUUGCCUUCUCAGACCUCCUCGAUAACAUAGAGCUGCAUAAACAUCGUCUGCAAACUGACACAUGAAUAUCCCGUUUGCAUCAUAUCAUAUAACAACGAACGCUAACCCCUUUCCUUUGAGUGCAGCUUAACAUAGAAAACGAGUGAAUACGCAGACGCCCAGACGUUAUUUUAACAAAGCCCUGUCUCCCUGCUGUGACUGAAUACACACACUUGUUGUGGAUCUGUGUCCCGAGUGGACGAGCGCUCUCCUCAGUAUCUUUAGUCACCUCGACAUCGGUCUUUUUAGUUUUCCUCCAUAUGACAUGAUGUCGAGCGAGUGUGUUAGAAGACAUGUUAGUGCUGAUUUUGAAUGUCUUUUUUGUGAUAUCGAUUCGAGAAGAUUGUACUGAUAGUGUCAGUGCCUUCUGCAGGACUUAUUAACAAUAAACACGCCUUCAUAUCCACCUCAAACAACACCAGAUCUGCUAAACCCUUCUGUAUAUUUACUCCUGAAACAUGACAGUUCACAGCUAAUUCACUUGUUUUUUUUAGUGUGUUUCUUUUAAAACCAUCCGUUUUUAUCUCUGUGGUGUGUAUGUCAAUGCAAUCCACGCAUCUGUGUGGUUUCCAUCACACGCAAGUGUCAAAUUGACUGAACGUUCAACUGGAUUUAAAGUUAAAUAAUUAGAUGGAAUUCAGUAGGAGACAUCAGUUCCAUAGCCAUCCGUAGAACAUGUGCCAUGUGUUCAGUUUGUUCACACUCCAGUCCCUUCGAGCCAGAAAUCACACAAAAUCAAGUUUUCUACAAGUUCAGGUUCACAUUUUAAAGUUCUGAAAAAAGCAUAUCAGCCUGUCAGAAAGUAGAAAAUUGUUACUCAUUUGGAAAUGUAUGAAAUUAUUUCUGGAUCACUGCGGAAAAGACCAAUUUAAGAUUGUUCUCAUGUUACAUUCAAGAUACACACUGCGGCUAAAGCUGGAAAAAAAUUCUCACAAGCAAAACUUGACAGAAGCAGGUCUUUGUCACUUUGCCAGAUGUUCCAAAAAUGUUUUGUAUUUAUUUUCUGCACUUGAUAUGAAUAAAUAUGACCUACAAAAGGU